UUAAAUUUAAUGUGUCAGAACGUUGCGAAAUCACUGUUGGCGGUAGUGUAUUUCAAAUGAAUUAUUUCGACGUACUGUGAUCGUCUAUACAGAUAGAAAAGAUCGGUUGCGAUGAGUUUUUUAAACAUAAACACCGAUCUGUUGCCUAUAAAGGUGACACGCGCAACUGGAUUCCAUAUUUGGUAUACUUCUCGCGUUUCUAACUUCCACAAAAUAGGAAAUUCGCCCAUAAACCCAUUCCUGUCGACGAUUGCCAAGCAGCGGGGUUAUUCGUCAUCGGUGUUUGGCAACAUUUUCACGUUACUGUUGCUGCUGAACAUCGUGGUCAAACCACUGACAGGCUAUAUCACUGACAGAUGGAAGUGCCGACGGACUGUUUUUUUAGGCGCAAUCCUUCUCAAUGGCCUGAUAACGCCCACGCUGUACCUCGUACCGGGUGCCACUUCGUCGACUGGUGAGAUGUCCGACGCCGAAACCUUUGCUUCGUUGCAAUUCUGGUGGUUCGCGGCCGUUGUCACGCUGAGGAUGGUAUUGCUUAUGAUCGGUGAAGUCCUGCAGGAGACCAUCUGUUUGGGAAUCCUUGGUGGAGACACCGUCAAAUUCGGAAUGCAACGUCUAUGGGGUGCGGCUGGAUGGGGUAUUAUGUCCAUAGUGGCGGGGGGUGCCAUCGACUGGUACAGCAGUGGUCUAGCACAGAAGGAUCAUUUACCCGGAUAUUUGCUUUCGGCAAUUUCGCUUAUCGUAGAUUUUGUAGUAGCAUUUAACUUAAAGAUACCUGAGACUGACGGGCCGACAACAAAUAUACUCAAGGAUGUGAAAAAAGUGAUGAAAAACGCUAAGGUAUGCGUUUUCCUAAUUUGGGCAACUAUUGGAGGAAUUUUUACGGCGUACAUUUGGUAUUAUUUUAUCUGGUAUCUCGAUGAUUUGGCAACCAUUUAUCACCCUGAACGGAAAUCGAUAUUAAGCUCAAUCGAAGGAUUUUCUCUUACAAUCGAAUGUUUAGGUGGGGAAGUUCCCUUUUUCUACUUAUCAGGCCACCUGCUCAAGCGUACCGGGCAUAUGACGGCUUUUUCCAUAUCAUUUGCCAUGUUUGCAUUAAGAUUUCUUUUGUAUUCGUUUAUCCGAGAUCCACUGUGGGUACUGCCUGUAGAAUUGUUAAAUGGUAUAACGUUUGGAUUGAGCUACAUUGCCGGAAUAUCAUAUUCUGCAAAAAUUGCCCCUGUUGGUAGCGAAGGUACAGUUCAAGGGUUGUUUUCGAUGGCGUUCCAAGGAGUCGGAGCUUCGUUGGGAGCAACAUUAGCUGGUUACACAUUCAUACAUUUAGGCAGUGUAAUGGGUUUUCGACUUAUCGGUUUGUCUGCUCUUAUUUUAUGUGUCAUUCAAAUAGUCGUUAAUCACUUUAUAAAUAAAAAUAGGAAAUUAAUCGAUAAGUAAAUAGACUUUAUUGAAGUCACUUAAAAUAAAAGAGGAUUAGAAUAUUAUAUAUUCAUUAUUUUGUACCUACACUGUCAGACACUUACAAAAUAUAUUAUGUACUUAUACAUUUUUAAAUAUAUUUGAUGUAAUCGUUAUUUUGUGUAUAACAACAAUAAUAUAAUUAUGUUAUUGAUGACAGAGAUCAGAGUUUUUUCUGACGAUCUAACUAUUGUAACUAAUAAUUGUCCGCUGAUUUGAUUAUUGUAUGAUUAGUGGGUUAUAUCUAUAAAAUUUAAAAUUAUAAUUGUACAAU
This is a messenger RNA of Rhopalosiphum maidis (corn leaf aphid), 1729 nucleotides long. RefSeq lists its product as uncharacterized. Gene Ontology annotation, cellular component: membrane. The record is from RefSeq and is a predicted model, not a curated record. NCBI's taxonomy places the organism in Eukaryota, Metazoa, Arthropoda, Insecta, Hemiptera, Aphididae. The transcript has 8 exons. Gene Ontology annotation, molecular function: transmembrane transporter activity. The coding region runs from base 112 to 1434 and encodes 440 amino acids.